Messenger RNA from Eutrema salsugineum, 912 nucleotides. Its product is annotated as 2-keto-3-deoxy-L-rhamnonate aldolase. The transcript is spliced from 2 exons. NCBI's taxonomy places the organism in Eukaryota, Viridiplantae, Streptophyta, Magnoliopsida, Brassicales, Brassicaceae. Bases 1 to 912 code for a protein of 303 amino acids. The record is from RefSeq and is a predicted model, not a curated record. Gene Ontology annotation, cellular component: cytoplasm. Gene Ontology annotation, molecular function: aldehyde-lyase activity.
AUGUUUUCCCGGUUUUACAAGCGCUUCCCGUACACGUCCAUGAUUCCAAAUCUGUAUCGGACUUCGAUGCUUCAUAGUGUACAACCAUUACCAACUAACUCAUUAAUACCCUCGAAGGCCUUUUUCUCAUCUCAGAGAUCUCUGAAAACACGCCUGAGAGAAGGAGAAAAUCUCUAUGGCUUAUUUCUCCUUUCAUUCUCGCCGGAGAUGGCGGAGGUAGCUGCAUUCGCCGGCUACGACUUCAUAGUCAUUGACCUUGAGCACGGUGCCGGCGGUAUUCGGGAAGCGCUACACUGUAUACGCGCUGUUGAGGCAGCAGGAUCUUCCACAGUACUCCGUGUUCCAGAUAAUUGUCAAGCAUGGACCAAGAAGGCUCUUGAUCUUGGCCCGGCCGGCAUUAUGUUUCCGAUGAUAGAGACCGGAAAAGCAGCUUCCGAUGCUGUCUCGUACUGCCGGUACCGACCUAAGGGACUCCGUGGAUGUGCUUACACGAUCGUGAGAGAUUCCAAGUUCGGUUUUGACGAGGAGUAUUUACGUAGUUACUCCGAUCAGCUUCUGAUCAUGUGCCAGAUAGAAUCGGAGGAAGGUGUGAAGAACGUGAAGGACAUUGUAGCCGUUGAUGGGAUGGAUUGCGUGAUGAUGGGGCCAAGGGAUCUAAGCGCGAGUAUGGGGCUCCUCCAUGAUCCAGGAAACCCGAAGGUGAAGUCUGUCAUGAGGACGGCUGAGACGGCGGUGCUAGCUUCCGAUCCGGCCAAUGGCGGAGCUUACUUGGCCGGGAUGGCCACGGCUGAGGACAAACCGGUGGAUCUGAGGUUACGUGGAUAUCACAUGAUACUUGGAGCUACUGACGUGCCUUUGUUUAAGAAGGCAGUGGUUGAUGACGUUAGAAGUUUUAAGUUUGGAUCUUCGUAA